AUGAACAGAUCGCAGGAUACAGUCAUCGACGAUGACGAGGAAACUUGCCCAUUAUGUAUCGAAGAGUUUGACCUUUCGGACAAGAACUUCAGACCCUGUCCUUGUGGCUAUCAGAUCUGUCAAUUCUGCUUCAACAGUCUCAAGAACACAUACGAAAAGAGUACCUGUCCAAACUGUCGACGACCAUACGAUGAGAAGACAAUACAAUAUAAAAUACCCACUGCAGAAGAGUUCAAGCUCGAUCAGUUGAACAAAAACAAGAAGCAGGCCGCGGCGAAACGAAAAGAGACAGAAAAGCGUGAAGUCGAGAACUCUUCCCGUCGAAACCUAGCUGGUGUGCGCGUCAAGCAACAGAACCUUGUCUAUGUUAUCGGCCUGAUACCACAGAUCAAGGACGAACAAGCUCUUCUCCAGACACUGCGGGGUCCGGACUACUUUGGUCAAUAUGGCGAAAUCGAGAAAAUCGUGGUCAGCAAGGCUAAACCGGGAGCGGCCAACCAAGGCAUCGGAGUCUAUGUCACGUAUGCGCGCAAGGAAGAUGCUGCACUUUGCAUCAAUACGGUUGACGGUUCACUCAACGGCGAUCGCGUCUUGAGAGCGCAGUACGGCACUACAAAGUACUGCUCGGCCUAUCUUCGAGGGGAAACGUGCAACAACAAGAACUGCAGUUUCUUGCACGAAACAGGCGAAGAUGGACAGCAUACCUCCUUGCAGAAUGAGCCACAUGGUCCACGAAGAGUGACCGCCAUAUCGCAACCAACUCAGGUAUCUGCCCCGGCGCGACCCCUAUCAGCGGCACAGAAUCAUGCGGCGACCCAACCGAUGGCUCGGCAAGGUAGCAAAGACGACCAUGACAGCAGAAAGAACAGUCAUGACGGGUCCGCCUUGCCCUCGACUGCAAGUUGGGCCACUGCAAAUGCAAGCAUCGCAAGAACAAGACGUGCGAGCCAGGCAAACAGUCGAGCAACCCCAAGUCCCCAAAUCGCUCAUGCCUCGAUGGCAUCCAGUUCCCAGAAGGUGGACGAACCCAAGGCCAAGGAAAUUGCUCCCCUGGCAUCGACCACGCCCGCGUCCGCGCCCUCGCCCUCGUCUGCACCCAAGAUUGCCACACCUAAAUCAUUCCCUUCAUCAUCGAAACGCCCGAGGACCACUGCGGAGCUUGCACAGCAGCAGUUUGACGAAGUUGUACGGAGGAUCAUGCCUAAUUACCGAUUCGUGUUCGAUGAAUCAGCUCUCACCCCCGAGAUGCGAGCGGAAAUUGAACACAUGCCACGAUUGAUUGACCCGUACGGUGGUCUGAAACGCCUCGCCAUGCGUGAACGAGCUGAAAAAGAACGAGCCAGGCUUGAGGCCGAGGCAAAAGCCAAACUCGAGGCACAGGCGACCUCUUCCGCAGAGGAGACACUCGACGAAGAUCAUAUGGUUGCCGGCAGCCUUGCUCUUGGUGGCGAACCUGAAGACGAUCCCAGAAGUUCGUCCGCUCGUGGAGCUAUCGGUCGUCCAUCGCAAUCCGUGGCUGACCAACUCUCUUCGCUAAGUUUGGAUUCCCGCAGCCUGACUCCUCAACAGCGGCAACAACUGGCCUUCCAGCAAGCAUCUGGGAUCGGUCAAUCAACCACGCCAAACACCGCUUUCGAAAUGUCAGACUUUGAUCGACGAGGGCCACAGUACAGCCAAGCGCAGUUUGAACAGAUCAACAGUCAUCAGCGCCACGGGUCUCGGUAUUUCAACACCGACGCGAAGUCUACCAGUACAGGCCGUUUUCAGGGUCAGGGUCAAGGUCAAGGCCAAGGCCAACAGCAGACGUUCUAUUCCAGCGGUGUCCAAGGGCCUCCUCCCGGCUUGCCAACGGCAGGAACUCCUCCUGUCAGCGGCGGUGGUAUGUUUGCUCAUGGUCAGAACUUCACCAAUCCCGGCUUUGGGACUUCCAAGGAUGCGAACACCGAGAUCUAUGCAAGGAAUCGAAGCGGGACGAAUCAGGGUCAUGACAUGUCUAAGCGUGAGUUACUCCUUUCCUUGCAGAAUAAUCCCCUUGGUUCACCCUCACUAUCGGCCCCUGCCCCUGGCGCUCUGAGCCCGCUUCACAGCCAGUUUCAAGGAACCUACCAAGAUCCUGGGCUGGUCAAGCAGAAGAAAAAGGGGAAGAAGCACAGGCACGCUAACACUUCCUCUUCAGGAGGUGGUGUCGAGCAUCUUGCAGACCCGAGCAUCGUAACAGCAAGAGUACACCAGGGCGGCACGACAGGGCAGGGGCUCUUUGGGGGUAACCAAGUGGACGACAAGAACUUUCCGCCGUUACCGUUGCGUGCAGAGUCACGCGAUUCACCAUUACAUUCACGAGUGUCAUCCUACCAUAGUCUCCAAAGUGCGGGAUAUCGAUCAACAACUCCUAGAAUUCCACCUGGCUUUGAACUAACCCACGGUCAUCCAUUGCCGCCCUCGCGACAAGGAACGCCUGCUCGCACAGAUCAGACUGUGCGACGCGAUACGCCUAGUGGUUCUGCGACUGUGACUCCUGCAGUUCCGCUGGUUCCCUUGGGUCCACGCGCAUCUACACCUAGGCUGAAACUAUCAGAGACGCCAAAGGACGCCGACGAGGAGCCAUCUGUUCUACUGAGGAAGCAACGGCUCGGAUCAAGCGAAAUCAGCCUUGGCUCGCCCAAGCUGCGAACAAGCCGAUCAAAAGCUGAGUUAGACAAGAAGUUGGAGUUGGAAAAGGUUGAAGAAAAGCGGGAGAAGAAAGAUGAGCCUCAGACUCCGGUAAAGAGUGGAGAUGUCAAAGGCAAGGGAAAGGUUGUCGCGCAAAAGUCUGAGAAGAUAGAGUUGCCAAAGGCUCCACCGGAACCGUUUGUUCCUGAGGACAACAAAGACAAACCUGCAACUCCCGUUCUGGAUUCAGCAAGCGUUGCUACGCCCGGCACGUCAAGUUCACGCCCAGCGACUCCGGCUGCCACCACCCCAUCUGAGGCGUCUAAAGUGUCCAUGCCCAGACCUAGGACCUUGCGUUUAACCACUGGUACAACCACGAAACCGGCGGAAUCGGUCCCAACUCCUGCUGCCGCAGAGAAGCCAAGCUUUUUACCUCCCAUUUCAGCUGCGAAGAAAGGGUCUAGGAGACCUUCACUCUCGUCUGUACAACAUAGCAGGCCGUCAACACCUGCAAUUUCGGAACGACAGCACUCGCAUGACGCCUCCCGUGCCUCCUCUCCUCCGCAUAGUAUCGUUGGCUCUGCGCCGGAACGGGUGAAGAGCAAAAACCAGCAGAAGAAAGACCGCAAGGAGAAAGCAAAACGAUCGACUGAAGUGACUGACGCCGUUGUAGACACCCCACCGCCACCUGCGGUCGAAGAAGUUGCGCCUGUCAUCGCUCGGCAGAAAAAGCAAAAGAAGAGAGUCGAAAGCAGUACAACAGCAAGCAUGGAUGACCCGACGAAGGGUCGAGAAAAGCCCGAAAAGUCAGGGUCGGCCACUGCAAAGCAAGACGCUGCAGCAGACGCUGCUGUGAGCACCAAGAACGCAGGAAAGGAAAAGGCUUUACCUUCUUCCAGCAACACAACGGGAGGGACGGCGAUGGCUACUCCUACUCCUCCGCCCUCAACUCCAAAGGAAGAGCAGGCGACCAAGACUGAAGAUAAUGUGCGUGUACCCUACACACUACGUGAUCUCUACAACGAUGCUGGCAGGCUUGCUGGGAGCGUGGAUGCUUCCAACGCUGUGCAGAAGCUGCUGCAGGAACAUGUCUCACCAAUGCCCAAGAUCAUCUCAUCCAUGAUCCAGUCAGGAGAUCUAUCCAAGGACCACCCUUGGCUCAACCCGCCCAACUUCACUUCCGCGGCGUACAAACUCCCUUCAGACUCCAGGCGUGGCCAAGACUACCUUGAUGGAAACGGAUACAGCGCAAACGAUGCCUUUGGCUAUAUCUACCUGCCGCUCAAGGAAAGACAGGCGCUUAAGGAUGGCCACGCUGUCAGCGUUGCGGAUGCAGGAGAGCGGAAAGAUGAUUUGCUCAAGAGAUGCCUUGUAACCCCCAACGGCUGGGUUCUCAGACAUCUGAGUGGGGACGAAAGUGAAAAGGUUCUCGAGCUGGAAGAACGCCGGCAGAUGUAUGUUGAAGAAUUUGGCGACGUCGGUGCCAUGGACGGGCUUGGUGUUCUCGAACCGGAUGACUACACGAACUUGGGUGGCGGUAUGGAACGACUGAGUCGCCAUGGCGAGCGGCACGGAGUGAUCUGGGUCAUGGGUGAUGCCGAUCAGCUGGGUGAAGAAGAUGACUUCGAUACAUUCGAUGACGAAGACGAUGAGCUUGCUGGUGACGUCGGCGUUAGUGACGACGAAGAGCCAAUCUUGGACGACGAAGGUCUCAUUGAGCCGGACGAGGAUACGCUUGACCAUCAUCCGAGUGCCAGUAGCCCUGGUACUUGGGAUCUCCCACCUCGCAGCUCAAACAAGCAGACCGCCGGACGCGCCACCUCUCUGCCUGCUCUGUCAACGCAGCCAAAGUCUCAGGCUCCAGCUCUGCCAGGUAAAGGUCGGCCAGAAACCCUUCCCCAGCCUCGAACCGGCGGGACCAACAACGCCACCGCAGCUCAGAAUCCUAAUGUGAACCUUCGUGCCAUGGACGCAGACAGUCUACAGAAGCGCGUUACCGAGAAACAGAAGGAGCUUGAACAAUCGCGUAAAGAGAUGGAAAAGAUCGAGAAAUUGUGGAACAAAAAGUCCAAGGACAUUGCACGAUGGAGAGAAGGAUUGGCGAAAGGCUAG
Messenger RNA from Capronia coronata CBS 617.96, 4761 nucleotides. RefSeq lists its product as uncharacterized. The record is from RefSeq and is a predicted model, not a curated record. Bases 1 to 4761 code for a protein of 1586 amino acids. Gene Ontology annotation, biological process: protein ubiquitination. Gene Ontology annotation, cellular component: CCR4-NOT complex. Gene Ontology annotation, molecular function: metal ion binding; RNA binding; ubiquitin-protein transferase activity. NCBI's taxonomy places the organism in Eukaryota, Fungi, Ascomycota, Eurotiomycetes, Chaetothyriales, Herpotrichiellaceae. The transcript is spliced from 4 exons.